AUGCCCUCAACACCCUCUCACAAAGGGGCUGCCUGUUCUGACUGCAAAGGGCCCCUGGAGGAUGGAGUGACCGCCACCUGUGGACACACCUUCUGCCGUCUGUGCCUCCCCCCGCCCUCCCAGAUGGGAGCCCAGCCCUCUGGCAGGGUCCUGCUCUGUCCCCUCUGCGAGGAGAAGGAGCAGACAGAGACCCUCUUGGUCCCCGUGCCUCUGGGCCCUCUGGGGGAGACUUACUGCGAGGAGCACGGUGAGAAGAUCUACUUCUUCUGUGAGAAUGAUGCCGAGUUCCUCUGUGUGUUCUGCCGGGAGGGACCCUCCCACCAGGCCCACACCGUGGGCUUCCUCGAUGAGGCCAUCCAGCCCUACCGGGAUCGUCUCAGGAGCCGGCUGGAAGCCCUGAGUGUGGAGAGAGAUGAGAUUGAAGCCAUGAAGAGUCGGGAAGAUCAGAAGCUCCAAAUGCUCCUGACUCAGAUUGAAAGCAAGAAGCAGCAGGUGGAAGGAGCUUUUGAGAGGUUGCAGCAGGAGCUGGGGGAACAGCAGUGUCUCUUGCUGGCCAGGCUGACGGAGCUGGAGCGGCAGAUCUGGAAGGAGAGGGACAAGUAUAUCUCAAAGCUCUCCGAGGAAGUCACCCGGCUUGGAGCCCAGGUCAAGGAGCUGGAGGAGAAGUGUCAGCAGCCAGCAAGUGAGCUUCUACAAGAUGUCAGAGUCAACCAGAGCAGAUGUGAAAUGAAAACUUUUGUGAGUCCAGAGGCCAUUUCUCCUGACCUUGUCAAAAAGAUCCGUGAUCUCCACAGGAAAAUACUCACCCUCCCAGAGUUGAUGAGGGCGUUCUCAGAAAACUUGGUGCAUCAUCUGGAAACAUAUUCAGGGGUUGUCACACUGGACCCUCAGACCGCCAGCCGGAGGCUGGUCCUCUCCGAGGACAGGAAGUCAGUGAGAUACACCCGGCAGAAGCAGAACCUGCCAGACAGCCCUCUGCGCUUCGAGGGUCUCCCGGUGGUGCUGGGCUCCCCCGGUUUCUCCUCCGGGCGCCACCGCUGGCAGGUGGAGGUGCAGCUGGGAGCCGGCGGCGGCUGCACGGUGGGCGUGGUCGGGGAGGAGGUGAGGAGGAAGGGGGAGCAGGGCCUGAGCGCGGAGGAGGGCGUCUGGGCCGUGAUCCUCUCGCACCAGCAGUGCUGGGCCAGCACCAGCCCGGGCACCGACCUGCCACUGAGCGAGGUUCCGAGCCGCGUGGGCGUCGCCCUGGACUACGAGGCGGGGCGCGUGACCCUGCUCAACGCCGAGACCCGGGCGCCCAUCUUCACCUUCACCGCCUCCUUCUCCGGCCAAGUCUUCCCUUUCUUCGCUGUCUGGAAAAAAGGUUCCUGCCUUACGUUGAAAAGCUGA
This is a messenger RNA of Camelus dromedarius (Arabian camel), 1386 nucleotides long. It is a transcript of the gene TRIM15, whose product is annotated as tripartite motif containing 15. Gene Ontology annotation, cellular component: cytoplasm. NCBI's taxonomy places the organism in Eukaryota, Metazoa, Chordata, Mammalia, Artiodactyla, Camelidae. Gene Ontology annotation, biological process: protein ubiquitination. The record is from RefSeq and is a predicted model, not a curated record. The transcript is spliced from 7 exons. Gene Ontology annotation, molecular function: zinc ion binding; ubiquitin protein ligase activity; protein binding. Bases 1 to 1386 code for a protein of 461 amino acids.